Molecule: messenger RNA, 419 nt
Organism: Ficedula albicollis (Collared flycatcher)
Lineage: Eukaryota; Metazoa; Chordata; Aves; Passeriformes; Muscicapidae
Product: rho GTPase-activating protein 32-like
Exons: 5
Coding region: 36-419 (127 amino acids)
Source: RefSeq, a predicted model, not a curated record
GGGACUCCCUGACACAACUGGAGCUAACUAAUUGAAUGGAAAAAAUGAUGAAGUCCUCUGUCCACGCAGAAGAGGAUGACUUUGUUCCGGAGCUGCAGAGGAGCAUCCAUCCCAGGGAGAGGCCGGACUGGGAGGAGACGCUCAGUGCCAUGGCCAGAGGCGCCGACAUUCCGGACAUCCCGGGGGAGCUGCCGCUGCGCUCCUGUGGCAGCACAGCCAGCAUGAAGGUCAAGAACGUCAGAAAAUACAUCCCCCCGGGACUGAUGGGCUGUGAUGCCUUUCACAGGUUAUCCUUUACAAAGGGGCACUUCCCGAAGAUGGCUGAGUGUGCACAUUUCCACUAUGAAAACGUGGACUUUGGCAACAGCUGGAAUGUCACAAAAGGGAUGUGGUGCUGCUGGAAUGUCACAGUUCUGUAG